Molecule: messenger RNA, 3125 nt
Organism: Manis javanica (Malayan pangolin)
Lineage: Eukaryota; Metazoa; Chordata; Mammalia; Pholidota; Manidae
Source: RefSeq, a predicted model, not a curated record
GCCAUCGCUUCCGGUUCAGCCCAGGAACGGCCCCCAGCGCUUAUGGCACCUGCUUCGCUGGCCAGCCCAUUGCAGCGCGUCUGCAGCAGUUUCGGUAGUGGGGAACUCAACUGCAGAUAAAGUUUUUCUGUUUCAGAGCCGGGCGGAUUGGGCCAGCCGUUCCUCUCUAACACAGACAACGAACUUUCGGGCGUUAUGGCCAGGGGCCGCAGCGGCCAGGCGGAUAUGAGGCCGCUGUUCGCUGCCGGCGCGCUCUCGUGGCUUCUGGGUCAGUCGGCGACCCCCUCAGCCUGAGCGCAACUCCUCCUCGUCCACGGGCCGCCUCGCGCCAGACCCCAUGGCCUCCGAGGCGCCGUCGCCUUCGUUGUCACUGUCACCACCUCCCUCCCCCGAGCCUGAGCUGGCCCAGCUGAGGCGGAAGGUGGAGAAGUUGGAACGUGAGCUGCGAAGCUGCAAGCGGCAGGUGCGGGAAAUCGAGAAGCUCCUGCAUCACACCGAGCGGCUGUACCAGAGCGCCGAGAGCACCAACCAGGAGCUCCGCACUCAGGUAGAGGAGCUCAGUAAAAUACUCCAUUGUGGGAGAAAUGAAGAUAAUAAAACAUCUGAUGUAGAGGUGCAAACAGAGAACCACUCUUCUUGGUCAAUCUCAGAUUAUUAUUAUCAGACUUACUAUAAGGAUGUUAGUCUUCCAGAUAAAGAAACUGAACUGUCAGUUCAGCAAGAUCAGGAUAUCGAAGCAUCCACUUUUAAUUCUAAAGAUCAGUCGCAAAUAGAAAAUGAGGCUUAUGCUGGUACUGAUACAGCAGAAAGUGUUAAAUGUGGACAAGAGGACCAUUUUGCCUCAGAUGCACAGGAACCAGCAUCUGCAUUAGCAACAGAAGAUACAUCCUUAGAAGGUCCAUCAUUAGCUGAAAGUUUGAGAGCUGCAGCAGAAGCUGCUGUAUCACAGACUGGAUUUAGUUAUGAUGAGAAUACCGGACUGUAUUUUGACCACAGCACUGGUUUCUAUUAUGAUUCUGAAAAUCAACUAUAUUAUGAUCCUUCUACUGGAAUUUAUUACUACUGUGAUGUGGAAAGUGGUCGAUAUCAGUUUCAUUCUCGAGUAGAUUUGCAAUCUUACCAGACUUCUGGCACAAAACAAAGUAAAGAUAAAAAAUUGAAGAAGAAAAGGAAGGAUCCAGAUUCUUCUAUAACAAACGAGGAAAAGGAUUUGAAUUCAGAAGAUCAAAAAACGUCCAGUAUUGAACAUGUAAGCUGCAGUGAGGGAGAAGAUUUUGCAAAUGUGAAAAAGAAAGCUAAAAUAGACAUUCGUUACAAAAACAGUCCCCUUCAAUUCACUGUUCCAGUUAGCAGACAAACUAUAGAAUCUCAUCUUAAUGAAAACAUCUAUAGUUCGACUUCUUUUAAAGAUGAGAAAAUCAUAGAGACUGAUAGUGAGCCAGAAGAAGGUGAAAUUACAGACUCUCAGACUGAGGACAGUUAUGAUGAAGACAUUACCAGUGAAAACAAUGAAACUGCAGAAGAUACUGAGGAUGAAGAUGAAGAAAAAAUUUGGCCCCCAUGUAUUAGAGUAAUUGUUAUUAGAUCACCAGUAUUGCAGACAGGAUCCCUGUUUAUCAUUACAGCUGUAAACCCUGCUACAAUUGGAAGAGAAAAAGAUAUGGAACAUACUCUCCGAAUCCCUGAAGUUGGUGUCAGUAAGUUUCAUGCAGAAAUUUAUUUUGACCAUGACUUACAAAGUUAUGUCCUAGUGGAUCAAGGCAGUCAAAAUGGUACAAUUGUUAAUGGAAAACAGAUUCUUCAGCCUAAAACUAAAUGUGAUCCUUAUGUACUUGAGCAUGGAGAUGAAGUAAAAAUUGGAGAGACUGUGCUGUCCUUUCACAUUCACCCUGGCAGUGAUACCUGUGAUGGUUGUGAACCAGGGCAGGUUAGAGCUCACCUUCGUCUUGAUAAGAAGGAUGAUUCUUUUGGAAAGAAUACAGACUAUGAAGAUGAAAAGGCACUGAAGAAUCCAAAAUAUAAAGACAGAGCUGGAAAACGUAGAGAGCAGAUUGGAAGUGAAGGAACUUUCCAGAGAGAUGAUGCUCCUGCAUCUGUUCACUCUGAAAUUACAGAUAGCAACAAAGGUCGGAAGAUGUUGGAGAAAAUGGGUUGGAGAAAAGGAGAGGGCCUUGGGAAGGAUGGUGGAGGAAUGAAAACUCCGAUCCAGCUUCAGCUUCGGCGAACACAUGCAGGCUUGGGGACAGGCAAGCCAUCCUCAAUUGAAGAUGUUCACCUUCUCCAGAACAAGAGCAAAAAAAACUGGGAGAAAGCACGAGAGAGGUUUGCUGAAAACUUCCCAGAAACUAAAUCUCAAAAAGAUGCACCAGGGACCGUGCCUUGGGUCAAAGGGACGGUAGAGUGAAGACAAAAAUAUCCUGCAGAAGCUGGGGUCCUUCAUCAUGGAGCUAAACAUGGACACCUGGCCCAGGAGUCAGAAAAACUGAAGGAGAAUUCAGAGAAGUAGAGCAAUUGUGAGCCCAGAUUCUGCUUCAUGCCGGAAAGUGAGUCAGCACAUAAUCAACAAGCCGGCUGAAAGCAGAGAAUCCAGUAGAGGAUGCUGGGAAGUCCUGGGGGAUGGCAGAGCCUCCAGAUGGAAGGAUUCCAUUGUGUGUGCCAGAAGAAAGUCUAGAGUGGACCCCCCGAGGAGAACCACUCAUCUCCCAGCUUUGAAGUCAACUUAAAGGACUAUAUGGUAACAGGUAUGCAUGGUACCUUUACAUCCAAAUAUUCUGCUUGCCGCUGCUGCUCCUCACGUAUAUUUCAGACCCCCCCACCCCCUAGCCAGCAGACUCUCAGGCUCCCCAGAACUGUGCUGGAGUUAACACAGCCACCCCACACAAAGUGUAUGUCUAUGGUAGCGUGUUGGGGUGGGGCACAUGUGUCUCUGGUCGGGGAGGGACACCGCAGGAGGAACUGGAGAGUCUCAGAAGGAAUCUAGGGAAAGGGGCUCAGGAAGGGAGCGGGCAGAAUGUUUGGGGGCUUCUGUAGACCUCUCCAUACAUCCAUGAAGUUGGAUAUUAGCACUCCCAGCUGACCCCAGGCCUGGCUUCUGAGCUCUGUGGGGGGCAAAACAGCAGUAUGCC